UCUGUUUUGUUGUCAGGUCAGGUCUCUCUCUCUCUCUCUCACACGCACACACACGCACACAGCGGUCGGUACAGAACUCUGCCAUCCAUAUUUCCAAGCCAAUCUCCAAAUACAAAAUCACCUUUCUCCCCUCCAUUUCCCUCCAAAAAGGAUCAGACUUUUUUGAAAAAAAUGAAGGGAAAGAGGAAGGCAACAGCAAAUCCAGUGUUGGCUGAUGCUGAGGGCAGUAGUAACAGUUUAAUUGAGACCCAAGUGAGGGAAGGGAAUAUUGGUGAAGAAAAGGAGAUAAAUUGGGUUGAUAAUGGGGAGAAUCGAGAGGAAACUGAAGGAGAAGGAGAAGAAGAAGAAGAAGAAGAGGAUAAUGAUGAUGAUGAAGAAGAGGAAGAGAACCCCAAAGGAGAAGAUGAGAAAGACAAUUUUUUUGAUGAAGAAAGGACAAAACUUGAUGAGGGUUUCUUCGAAAUCGAGGCUAUUCGUCGAAAACGAGUACGAAAGGGUCAGUUGCAGUAUCUUAUUAAAUGGCGAGGAUGGCCUGAAACAGCAAACACCUGGGAGCCCUUGGAGAAUUUGCAGUCGUGUUCUGACGUUAUUGAUGCAUUUGAAGAGAGCUUGCGAUCGGGCAGGUCUUCACGAAAGCGGAAACGCAAGCAUGGGGCUCUGCAUUAUCCCUCCAAGAAGAAGCAGCCACGUUCCUCUGCUGUCUACAAUGUAAUGGAUGUUGAAGUAAGUAUUGCGGAUAAACAUCUCCCUUCUGCUCCUCUCAAUAACUCAUUGCUUGCCGAUCUACCUUCACCCUCUCAAUUUAUCGGCUUAGGUCAUGGAGGAGAGAGUAAUGGAGAUGUAAAUAACAUCAAAACAUCCAAGCAAACUGAUGAGAAUGGGUCCAUAAACGGUUCAAAGCAUAUUUUUGAAAGGAAAGAGGAUAAUGAAUAUGAUCCAAAGCUUAGCGAGCUUAGAGGAACAAUUCCUAACAUUGAUGUAAACACAAAUAAGUUCACUAUACAUUUCCAAGAAGAAAAGGCUUCGGAAGGUAAUGGUAUUGCAAAUGGGCUUCCCAAGGUUGAUUAUGUGGACCUUGUUCAGAACAGUCGAUGCACUGGUGCUAAGAAAAGAAAGUCUGGUUCUGUGAAGAGGUUCAAAAAAGACUCUGUCAUGUGCGAACCAGUUUUCUUACCGAAUUCAUCUGGAAAUUUCUCAGUUGGCUCUACUGGUGCAGCUGCACAACCAGGGAUUGAAAAUCCUAGUUUAACUUGGGGUAAUUCAAGUCACAUGCCAAUGACUGAAAAUUCCAUAAAUGCAUUUGCUAUCACCAAGAUCCUCAAGCCCAUAGGCUUUUCAGCCUCUGUGUUAGACGAUGUCCAGGAUGUGCUGAUAACCUUUCGUGCAUUAAGGUCUGAUGGACAAGAAGUAACAGUGGAUAACAAGUUUCUCAAGGCUAAUAAUCCACAUCUGUUAAUCAACUUUUAUGAGCAGCAUCUCAAAUACAGUACAUGAUUGGAUGGGAAUUCUGGACAGAAGUUUGUAUAUGAAGAUCUGCACCAUCGUAUGCUCUUGUCUGUGUACAGUGUUGUAAUUCUGAUAGUGCAGGACGAUCAGUGUUGUCUUAGUUCAGGAAUGUAAAACUAAUUGAUAUAGCUACAGUGCAUCGUUUUUCAACCUUUUCCCCACAUAUGAUUAGGUUUUUGUAUAUCAUCUAACUACGGUUAUCUAAAUAUUUUACAUGACAAUGACUAGAACAAUAGAAGUUAACAUAGUUUGUAAUCAUGCUGUCGUCUCUCUCUGCAUGUCCGUUUCUUCCACAACAAACUUUAUUGCUUUUGGGUAUGAAUCAGUUGGAUGAUGUUUCUGAACAUCAUUAUCAUUAUCAUUCCAUUUCUUAUCA
This is a messenger RNA of Populus euphratica (Euphrates poplar), 1882 nucleotides long. Its product is annotated as chromo domain-containing protein LHP1-like. Bases 172 to 1494 code for a protein of 440 amino acids. NCBI's taxonomy places the organism in Eukaryota, Viridiplantae, Streptophyta, Magnoliopsida, Malpighiales, Salicaceae. Gene Ontology annotation, biological process: heterochromatin formation. The transcript has 7 exons. The record is from RefSeq and is a predicted model, not a curated record. Gene Ontology annotation, cellular component: nucleus.